UUCACAAUAGUGGAGCGGUGCAGUGGAGGAUCCCCACCCGUGAGCAUGGCGGUGUGCUAGUGUAUAAAUGAAGACCGGAGAGAGCAGACCGAGACGGAAAACACUAGCAUGCGCCUCGAUUGCUUCACAUAAUCAGAUUUUAACGCACCGAUGCCAGAGGCAGUCCGCUGGGUUUCUCCAUGCAGUCUUCGUUUACUUCUAUAGGAUGGUGAGCUGAGCAGAUAAAAAGCAGAUUGGCGGUUGCAUCUAUCCAGUCGUUCGUUCCCCGGUGUGAGUUAUAUGCGCGCGCGGGCCGCCGGUGCUCCGUGAUCAUGAAGCGCUGCUGCUGCGGGAAGCGAGGCGUGUUUAUGUCCGCGGACAGACCCGUUUAAACGCCCUAGUCAUGAAUGCCAUUGUCAUGUCGAGUGCCGUGUGAGUUUAUUUUGAUUCUGUGAGCCGUUCAGACCGGAGAGAUGCGUGAGUAUAAAGUGGUGGUCCUCGGGAGCGGCGGGGUCGGUAAAUCCGCCCUCACCGUGCAGUUCGUCACCGGGACGUUUAUUGAGAAGUACGACCCGACCAUCGAGGAUUUCUACCGUAAGGAGAUCGAGGUGGACUCGUCGCCGUCGGUGCUGGAGAUCCUGGACACGGCGGGCACGGAGCAGUUCGCGUCCAUGCGGGACCUGUACAUCAAAAACGGGCAGGGCUUCAUCCUGGUCUACAGUCUGGUGAACCAGCAGAGCUUCCAGGACAUCAAGCCCAUGAGAGACCAGAUCAUCCGAGUCAAGAGGUAUGAGAAGGUCCCGGUGAUCCUGGUGGGGAAUAAGGUGGAUCUGGAGGGCGAGCGGGAGGUGUCUGUGAGGGAGGGACAGGCUCUGGCCGAGGAGUGGGGAUGUCCAUUCAUCGAGACGUCUGCCAAGAGCAAGACCAUGGUGGACGAACUCUUUGCCGAGAUCGUACGGCAGAUGGACUACGCGGCACAACCGGAUAAAGAUGAUCCGUGCUGCUCCUCCUGCAAUAUACAAUAACCCCCAACACACACGGAGAACUCCCAUUACACUAGCUCUGAGAGAACUUCUAGUGUCUUCAGUUUGCCAUCAUGCUGUGUCUGCAGACUGACAGUAACUCUGAGGAUUACUUUUUCUUGCCACUUUAAAUCCUGACUGACUCAACCACAGGAAGAGCACUUGCCUUCGGUUUCACGCUUCCUGUUUGAGCAGGAUCCUUCAUUGGGAAUGAGUUGGACUUUUAUGUUUUAUGGUAUUGAUGACUUUAUCUGAAUUUGUCACCAGGUCAGAGAGAGACAAAAUAAGAGGGUUCUUAGCCAUAUGCUUGAUAUAGCCAUAUAAUCAUUUAAUGAAGACUUUAUAAAUGUCCAUUUACUUGGGAAUAAAUCCCUCGAAAUCUUCAUUUUCUCAUAGAUUUUUCUU
Carassius carassius (crucian carp) is the source of this 1406-nucleotide messenger RNA. RefSeq names its product ras-related protein Rap-2a. The record is from RefSeq and is a predicted model, not a curated record. The transcript has 2 exons. Gene Ontology annotation, molecular function: GTP binding; GDP binding; GTPase activity. The coding region runs from base 453 to 1004 and encodes 183 amino acids. Lineage: Eukaryota; Metazoa; Chordata; Actinopteri; Cypriniformes; Cyprinidae. Gene Ontology annotation, cellular component: plasma membrane. Gene Ontology annotation, biological process: Rap protein signal transduction; negative regulation of cell migration.